AUGUCUUCCUCCUCUCCACCAGCAGAGAAGGUUGCCAAUGGCGACGACAAAUCUGGCUCCUCGCAACAGGUUCAGAAGGCAGGCACUGACGCAAAACCCACCGAGCGCGCUUCAAGGGCCGCCUUCGCCAGUGUAAUGAUGUUUUUCCGAUUCGUCACCGGGAUAUUCUUCAGAGAAAUCCGAACCAGAGGCUCGUUCAACAUCCCUCAAGAUGGGGCUGUUAUUUUUGUCGGGGCCCCACACAACAACCAGUUUCUCGACAUGAUACUCGGCCUUGAGGCAUAUAAAGAAAGCGGUCGUCGCGUACAAUUCCUCGUUGCCGCAUCGAGCAUGAAACGUGCCGCUGUCGGUUUCUUUGCGCGCUUAGUCGAUUCCAUUCCUGUCGCCCGUGCUUCGGACAAUGUCAAGCCAGGCACUGGUCGAAUUCACUUGUCUCCCGACGACCCAUGUCUUGUGCUAGGCGAAGGCACUUGCUUCAAAUCGGAAUUUACGGCCCGCAUGCAAAUAAUGCUUCCCAAGAGCCUUGGCAGCGUUACUGCUGAAAUCACGGAUGUUAUAUCCGACACUGAGCUCAGGAUCAAGAAAGAGUUUUCCAACGACCAAGGCAAAUGCACAGACGAAGUCCGCGAGGCGACAGAGAGCGGGAGUCUGUCCUUCCGUCGUCUGCCCUAUGUCGACCAGCAACAGAUGUAUCACCAUGUUUACAACGCACUCAGCAGUAAUGGUAGCAUUGGGAUCUUCCCAGAGGGUGGAAGUCACGACCGGACAGACCUACUCCCUCUCAAGGCUGGUGUUUCUAUCAUGGCCCUCGGUGCUAUGGCAAAUAAUCCGGGACUCAAUGUCCAAAUUGUCCCCGUGGGCUUGUCGUAUUUCCACGCCCACAAGUUCAGAUCGCGGGCUGUUGUCGAGUUUGGUCGGGCUCUCCAAGUUCCAGCGGAGCUCGUGGAGCUUUUCAAGAAGGGCGGCGCGCAGAAACGUGAAGCAGUUGCCAACCUUCUCGACCUCAUCUUCAACGCUCUUAAGACUGUCACUGUUCUUGCACCAGACUACGACACCUUGAUGCUUAUCCAAGCUACUCGCCGAUUGUACAAGACGCCGAGUCAACAUUUAACUCUUGGUCAAGUCGUCGAGCUCAAUAGGCGGCUGCUGGAAGGGUAUGAGUUCCACAAAGACGAACCAAGGGUACAGAAAUUGCGCGCUGAAGUGCUUCGCUACAAUCGUAUGGUUCGGGAUAUGGGCUUGCGUGAUCAUCAGGUUCCUCGUGCAGAGCGUUUGAGGUGGAAAACGCUAGCGCUUCUGGUGUACCGCAUGGGGCUUCUCUCGGUGUGGAGUGUGUUUGCUCUGCCUGGACUGAUCCUCAACGGGCCAAUAUUCAUUCUGGCGUCGAUUAUUUCCAGGAAAAAAGCCAGAGAAGCUUUGGCUGCUUCGCGGGUCAAAAUCGCCGCUCGAGAUGUCCUGGCAAGCUGGAAAGUCCUCAUUUCCUUGGGUGUCGCGCCAGUACUCUACCUUUUCUACGCCAUCAUCGGGACCAUAGUCGCGAUCCGUACCAAUGCGCCUUUGAAAUGGCGGCUGAUGACCCCCUUGAUCGUUCUGUUUGGCGUACCAGCAAUGAGCUACGCCGCACUCAAGUUCGGUGAAGCUGGGAUGGACGUGCUCAAAUCACUUCCUCCCCUCAUUGUUGCGCUCAUUCCAGGUCAGCAACGCUCGCUGGACCAACUCAAGGCGAUGCGGGUGGAGCUGGCCAACGAGGUGUCGAGCCUGAUCAAUGACUUUGGACCCCAGCAAUACCCUGAUUUCGACCAGUGGCGCAUUCUCGUGCCCUCUGCAAGCGUGCCUCCGUCUGGUGGUACCCCUGGUCUGUGGAGGCGGAAGAGCGGAAACGGGGGUGUGGAUGCGCCAGGACUAGGAUUAACUCAUCCUAUGACUUGGUUGGACGAAAGACUGUUUGGGUUCCGCGCUGCAGCGACGGCACCCAACUCGGACGAUGAAGGCGACAAUGGGGACUAUGACAACGUUAUAGGGUUCAUUCCUGGUGCUUCGACGUUGUUGUCUGCUGCUGCUGGGGUAGUUUCGAAGAGCCGGAACAGUUCAUAUGCUGAUUUGCAGAAGUUGAGAAGCGCUCAAAAGUAA
Messenger RNA from Mycena indigotica, 2130 nucleotides. Its product is annotated as Protein kinase domain-containing protein. Gene Ontology annotation, molecular function: glycerol-3-phosphate O-acyltransferase activity; glycerone-phosphate O-acyltransferase activity. Gene Ontology annotation, biological process: phospholipid biosynthetic process. Lineage: Eukaryota; Fungi; Basidiomycota; Agaricomycetes; Agaricales; Mycenaceae. The transcript has 6 exons. The coding region runs from base 1 to 2130 and encodes 709 amino acids. Gene Ontology annotation, cellular component: endoplasmic reticulum membrane. The record is from RefSeq and is a predicted model, not a curated record.